AUGACCUCGAGGAGAUGGUUUCACCCCAACAUUACCGGAGUGGAAGCCGAGAACCUGCUCCUGACCAGAGGAGUUGAUGGCAGCUUCCUGGCUCGGCCCAGUAAAAGCAACCCUGGGGACUUCACCCUCUCAGUCCGGCGCAAUGGGGCAGUCACUCACAUCAAGAUCCAGAACACGGGCGACUACUAUGACCUCUACGGGGGGGAGAAGUUUGCCACGUUGGCAGAGCUGGUCCAGUACUACAUGGAGCACCACGGGCAGCUCAAGGAGAAGAACGGGGACGUGAUCGAGCUGAAGUACCCGCUCAACUGUGCGGAUCCCACUUCCGAAAGGUGGUUCCAUGGUCACCUGUCUGGAAAGGAAGCAGAAAAGCUGCUGACGGAAAAAGGGAAGCACGGCAGCUUUUUAGUCCGCGAGAGCCAAAGCCACCCAGGGGACUUCGUGCUUUCCGUCCGGACUGGGGAUGACAAAGGAGAGAGCAACGAUGGGAAGUCCAAAGUCACACACGUCAUGAUCCGCUGCCAGGAUAUGAAGUACGACGUUGGAGGAGGGGAGAAGUUCGACUCCUUGACAGACCUGGUUGAGCAUUACAAGAAGAACCCGAUGGUGGAGACUCUGGGGACUGUUCUUCAGCUGAAGCAGCCUCUCAACACCACCCGCAUCAACGCAGCUGAGAUUGAGAGCCGGGUGCGAGAACUGAGCAAGUUGGCUGAAACUACCGACAAAGUGAAGCAAGGCUUUUGGGAAGAAUUCGAGACUCUCCAGCAGCAGGAAUGUAAGCUCCUCUACAGCCGGAAAGAAGGACAGCGGCAGGAGAAUAAGAACAAGAACCGAUACAAGAACAUUUUGCCUUUUGACCACACUCGGGUCGUCCUUCACGACGGCGAUCCAAAUGAGCCGGUUUCGGAUUACAUCAAUGCCAACAUCAUCAUGCCUGAAUUUGAAUCCAAGUGCAACAACGCCAAGGCCAAGAAGAGCUACAUCGCCACCCAGGGCUGCCUGCAGAACACGGUGAACGACUUCUGGCGGAUGGUCUUCCAGGAGAAUUCCCGCGUGAUCGUCAUGACCACAAAGGAAGUGGAGAGGGGGAAGAGCAAAUGUGUGAAGUACUGGCCGGAUGAGCACGCCCUGAAGGAAUACGGCGUGAUGCGCGUCCGUAACGUCAAAGAGAGCACCGCUCACGACUACACGCUACGCGAACUCAAGCUCUCCAAAGUUGGGCAGGGCAACACGGAGCGGACGGUGUGGCAGUAUCACUUCCGGGCUUGGCCAGACCACGGGGUGCCUAGCGAUCCUGGCGGCGUCCUGGAUUUUCUAGAGGAGGUGCACCACAAGCAGGAGAACAUCUCAGAGGCUGGUCCGGUCGUCGUCCAUUGCAGUGCCGGAAUUGGUCGGACUGGGACAUUCAUUGUGAUCGACAUUCUCAUCGAUGUCAUCCGCGAGAAAGGGGUGGACUGCGACAUCGAUGUCCCGAAGACCAUCCAGAUGGUGAGGUCACAGCGGUCAGGGAUGGUGCAGACCGAGGCCCAGUACCGGUUUAUUUACAUGGCGGUCCAGCACUACAUCGAGACGUUGCAGCGCCGGAUUGAGGAGGAGCAGAAGAGCAAGCGGAAAGGACACGAGUACACCAACAUCAAAUACUCCUUAGCGGAUCAGGCCAGCGGAGACCAAAGCCCUCUCCCGCCGUGCACCCCCAGCCCGGCCUGCCCCGAGAUGAGGGAGGACAACGCCAUGCGAGUCUACGAGAAUGUCGGUCUGAUGCACCAGCAGAAAAGCUUCAGAUGAGACGUCGGCGAGGGUUUCCGCGCGAGGAAGAAUUCUCUCUCUCGCGCGCUCUCUCUCUCGUCUCUCGGUUUUUUUAAAACAAGGAAGCGCGAAACAAGCUGGGGUCCGUCCCACGAAGACCACCGCUGCCUCCUUUUUAUUUAUGACGUUUUAACCCUUCGAUAAUAAGCGGAACUCAAGAGCUCCUUUCAAAGAAACGCCUAAUUCGUUUUCUUAAAAGAAAAAGAAAAAAGUCUAAUUUUUACAGUUGAUUUUUGUUUUUCUGUUGAUGCCGUUUUCCUUCUUGAACCUAUGAUUAUUAUUAUUAUUAUUAUUAUUUUGCCUCCAAUGCAGACCAAUACUUCGUUGUACUUGAACAUUUCCCCCCCACACACACACCCCUUUCUUUCUGUCCUGGACAAUUGUUGCAAAUUUGUUUUUUGUUUUUUUAAAGCUAUCUCUUUCCCUUAAAAAUUAUAUAUAUUAGAAAAAAUAAGUCGUGGGAAAACUGAUACUUUGGGGAAGAAACCAAUUAUGUUAAUCAGAAAGAAUCCGGGGCCGUUUUUCAAGCCAGCGAACUCUCUGGAACGAGGUCUGGCUGUCCACCCAUUUGAUCAAGUUUCUAGUCCUCAUGAAAUUCCAUGCCGGGGGUCUUUUUUUUUUUUUUCUUUUUGGUCCCUUUUCCUUGAAACGAUAAAUUCUAGAACUUCCAAUGAUGCGUUUUUGCACCAGAUUAAACCGGUUUGUUUAGAGCCUGUUCCAUGGGCUGGCUCUUUGCUGUUGGGGAGGGGCCUGGGGGUGAGCACCUGGGGGGGGGAGA
Molecule: messenger RNA, 2584 nt
Organism: Notechis scutatus (mainland tiger snake)
Lineage: Eukaryota; Metazoa; Chordata; Lepidosauria; Squamata; Elapidae
Gene: PTPN11
Product: protein tyrosine phosphatase non-receptor type 11
Biological process (GO): positive regulation of ERK1 and ERK2 cascade; protein dephosphorylation
Cellular component (GO): cytoplasm
Molecular function (GO): cell adhesion molecule binding; receptor tyrosine kinase binding; non-membrane spanning protein tyrosine phosphatase activity
Source: RefSeq, a predicted model, not a curated record